Molecule: messenger RNA, 1665 nt
Organism: Lagopus leucura (white-tailed ptarmigan)
Lineage: Eukaryota; Metazoa; Chordata; Aves; Galliformes; Phasianidae
Product: carbohydrate sulfotransferase 6-like
Exons: 2
Coding region: 171-1352 (393 amino acids)
Biological process (GO): carbohydrate metabolic process; N-acetylglucosamine metabolic process; keratan sulfate proteoglycan biosynthetic process
Cellular component (GO): Golgi membrane
Molecular function (GO): N-acetylglucosamine 6-O-sulfotransferase activity
Source: RefSeq, a predicted model, not a curated record
UCCUCUGCCGGGGAUGCUCCGGAGUCGGGGUGGAUCGGCCCCUUCCCGGGCUCCUCCCGCUGCCGCGGCACCUCGGCCACGUCUGAAAGCGGCUCAUUGUCUCCGCAGGGAGCUCAAAUCCGCGGCGGUGCCGGGAGGCGGCGGGCAGCUUUUUUAAUUGCCUAGUGAGAAUGGCAAGGAUUCGGAUUUCUAGCACAAUCAUUACGCUUCUUGUUAUGGUCCAGACUGGAUUCCUACUCUUCAUGUAUGCUCGCUACAAUAGCUUCACUCCUCAUUCAGAAGAGAAAUCGUCUCAAGUCCACAUCCUCAUCCUCUCCUCCUGGAGGUCGGGAUCUUCUUUUGUCGGCCAGCUUUUCAGCCAGCACCCCAGUGUCUUCUACCUGAUGGAGCCUGCAUGGCAUGUAUGGGUUACAAUGUACCAGAACAGCGCCAAAGUCUUGCACAUGGCGGUGCGGGACCUGGUCAGGUCAGUCUUUCUCUGCGAUAUGUCUGUUUUUGAUGCCUAUAUGCCUUGGAAAAGAAACUUAUCUGACCUUUUCCAGUGGGCAGUGAGUCGGGCUCUGUGUUCAGCUCCCGCUUGUGACUCCUUUCAGCGUACUGACAUAACCAGUGAAAUGGCAUGCAAAACUCUUUGUGGACGGUACCCAUUCAGCAAGGUGGAAGAAGCCUGUAAAACUUACAGCCAUGUUGUCAUCAAGGAGGUUCGCUUCUUUGACCUGAAGGUCCUCUACCCACUUCUCACCGAUCCAUCCCUGAACCUCAAAAUAAUCCACUUGGUCCGUGACCCAAGGGCAGUUGUAAAGUCACGAGAACAAUCAGUCAAAGCAUUAGCCCGUGACAAUGGAAUUGUUCUGAGUACCAAUGGCACUAAAGUGGAAGACAGCAAAUAUAAAGUAAUGCAAGAGAUUUGUAGAAGUCACGUUCAGAUUUAUGAAACAGCAACUCUAAAACCACCUAGCUUCCUUAAAGAUCGCUAUCUAAUGAUUCGUUUUGAAGAUCUGGUGAGAGACCCAUUGUCAGAAAUUUCAGAAAUGUAUAAAUUUGCAGAUCUUAGUUUGACCCCCACACUUAAAAGUUGGGUCUAUAACAUCACACAUGGACAGGGAUCAGGAAAAAAAAAAGAAGCCUUCAAAAUCACAUCUCGAGAUGCAGUUAAUGUUUCCCAGGCCUGGAGAAAUGUUCUUUCAUUCCAGAAAAUUAAAAAAAUACAGGACGUUUGCAAAGGCGCUAUAAACAUGCUGGGCUAUCAGCUAGUGGAUUCAGAAAAAGAACAAAGAGAUCUGUCACUGGAUUUAGUGUUGCCAAGAAGACAAAAUCAAUUCAGUUGGUCAUCGUUCAACCCAAAGAACUAAGCCAUUACUUUGAGAGAUUAGGGAGGGGAAAAAGGGAGAGUGUAUCUAUCUGUUUUGCAGUAUAUAGGUAGUUUGAAAAUCCUUGGCUAAUGACUUUAAUUAUCUUCCUGCCUGCUGGUUCACAAAGUAAAGCUUUUUUUUUUUUUCCCCCAAGCUUCUUACACCACAAAACAAAUAAACAAAAACAAAAAAAAAAAAAAAAAAAAAAAAAAAAAAAUUGUGAAAAAUUCAGCAAGAUACUUGUGAGAUUGUAAAUUUGCAACUGUUUGUGCUUUUUUGAGUGUUGUUUUUAAAAUAUAAAUUCUUUCGAUAA